Hyalella azteca is the source of this 3353-nucleotide messenger RNA. Its product is annotated as atrial natriuretic peptide receptor 2. Lineage: Eukaryota; Metazoa; Arthropoda; Malacostraca; Amphipoda; Hyalellidae. The coding region runs from base 87 to 3353 and encodes 1088 amino acids. The transcript is spliced from 24 exons. Gene Ontology annotation, biological process: receptor guanylyl cyclase signaling pathway; protein phosphorylation; cGMP biosynthetic process. Gene Ontology annotation, molecular function: peptide receptor activity; ATP binding; guanylate cyclase activity. The record is from RefSeq and is a predicted model, not a curated record.
UGAAGAUAAUCAUACUAGCCGCGAAUCGUGGAUUAAAUCUUAAAUUCAAGUAGGAACUGCGGAACCACGGCAACUGUCAUUCAAACAUGAGAAUAACUAUUUCUAUGGGGCCUCAAACCCUGGUCCAUCAAAUCAUUUUCUUGUCAGUAGCUCUUCUAUUUUCGACAUCUCAUGGGCAAGAAUAUGACUACAAAUUGACUGAAUACAAGACCUGUAACAAAGCAAUCGAUAUGGCGGUCUUGAUGCAAAACUCAACGGCAAUUCAGGCUCUCCCAGUAAUUUACCUGGCCAAGAAGGACCUGGAAGAGCAGGGCCUAAGAGGUCCUCUUCAGAACUGGAGCAUCCGAAUCAAAUACAGAGAUACCAAAGGAUCUAACGUGGACGCAGCCCUCGAAGCUUUCCGGCUGCAUCACGAAGCCAGCCUGAAGUGUCAGCGAGCAGUGGCACAGGUCCCUGCUGCGGAAUGCGGCGAAGAGGAACUUUCUCAAAUUGAUGUAUUCCUGGGCCCUGUCGAAACCUACUCUGUGACAACCUUUGUUCGUCUGUCAACUCACUGGAACACGCCAGUCCUCAGCCCCGCUGGUAAAGACUUCCCCGGCGACCAGUCACUCUACAAGAUACACGGACGAUAUUCCCAGCUGGCGUCAAGCAUACGGAAAAUGUGGAAGGAAUUGAAUUGGACCCGCACGUACAUUCUGUUCGAAGAUUAUUGUGAGGACACUGUGAAAGGGAGAACAGAUUGUUUCCACGUAAUGAAUUCGAUCAACGAGCAGCUGAAGAAGUAUAACUACACAGUUGAUCACUCGUGUGUCAAAACACAUAAGCAUUACGAUCCAGAAACACUCAUAAAAACCAUCGCAGAAAAAGCCAGAAUUGUGUUGAUGUGUUUCGAAAAUCGAUCACGUUUGAUAGAGACAAUGAAGGCGGCAAGAAAUCCGAGUUACGCUUCUACGGAGGAAUACGUUUUCAUCAACGUAGACAUUAGAAACAAUCCUGAAGAAGACAACUCGUGGUUGGAACCGAAUUCAACUGCAGAAAAUUUCGAACCAAUGUUUGUGAUCACUUCUCGUACACCAGCAAGUGACGAUUAUAGAAAUUUCACCAAACGAGUGAGAAUGUUAGCUUCUGACCCGGAUCAAAAGGAGCUACGCGACCAUCUUCAGAACCUCACCGCGAACAACAAAGCUCCCGCAAGUUUGAAUUCAAGCACUCUGGUCUCUCCUUUAAUAGCGAGUUUUUAUGAAGGGGUUUGGUUCUUUGUCGAAGCAUUCAACAGGACCCUCAAGUUGAAGCGAUUGAAUCCGAAUAUUUCAGUGAAAACUGAAAUAUUCAAUCAAAUGAAAACCGGCACCUUUUACAGUCACCUCAAGAAAAGAAAUUACACUUUGACAGACAGAACCAUCCCCGACCAAUAUUCGCUACUAAACUGGCAAAACUUAUCUGGGGAAAUAUCUUUCCAGGAAGUGGUCGUAAUGGAUACAUUUGAAAGUACUGAAGAAUGGAAAUCUAAUAAUGCCAAAAUAUAUUGGUAUGGCAAGACGUAUACAUGGGAGCAGUGGAGAACAUCCCGACCAACAGACUCCCCGGAAUGUGGAUUCAAAGGAGAAAAAUGCGGCUGUGACGCGCGUUGUCAAGUAUAUGUCUCCCUCUCGGUUGCUGCGAGCUUGCUUCUCCUUGCAGUGGCAGUGGGCAUAUGGAUGUAUCAAAACGAAAGAAGCAUUAAAGAAAUGUCUUGGAAAGUCCCGUACGAGGAAAUCGAUUUCACUUUUCAAACGGAGAAAAAACCAACAUUCAUCAAGAAUGGCUCAACUUAUUUGAAUGAUAAUGUGAGCCUCAUAAGCAAUCAAGAACAAAUUUUGAAUAACAGUAGCAAAGCAAGGUUGGCAUCAUUCAAAGGCAAUCCAGUGAUCGUAAAGUACUUGAGUCGAGCUCAAGUUCGUUUAUCCAGGAAGCUCUUGCUGGAGCUCAAAGCGAUGAAGGAUCUCGGGUGCAGAAACAUAACAAAAGUAUUUGGUGCAUGCUUGGAAGCUCCAAACAAUUGUAUUCUCAACGAAUAUUGCACGCGAGGUUCACUGCUCAAUUUAUUAGGCAAGGAAAACUUUAAACUUGACAAGAUUAUGAAAUACUCGCUUCUGUUCGACGUCGUCAAAGGGCUGUUGAAGCUCCACUCUAGCAAAAUAAAAAUUCACGGAAAUCUCAAGUCUUCGAACUGCGUUGUCAACGCGAGAUUCGUCGUCAAACUCACGGAUUUCGGAAUUCUUGAUCUUCGGGAGAGAGACGAGUCAAUAGAAUCAGCUGAUACUGCGGACUUUUACGCAGGUCAGCUUUGGAGCGCACCUGAAAUGCUGAGGCGAGGUCAUGAAUUGUCAAGCCGUGAAAUUCAGAAAUCUGAUUUAUAUUCUCUUGGUAUCAUCAUAAACGAAAUUUUUACAAGGAGAGGAACUUUCCCACUACCAGACGAGAGUAAACACAUCUCAAUCGCAGAGAUCGUAACCAAAGUAAGAGAAGGUUCUCUACCCCAAAUGAGGCCGAUGAUUGGGGAAGACGUGGAGGAUGAAAUCAGGGAUUUGUUGGAAAAAACAUGGAAGUGGAAUCCAAAAGAUCGCAUUUCCUUAUCCGACAUCAAGUCGGUCAUCCAGAAGCAACAGAACACGGGAAACAUAAUGGAUAAUUUAUUACGAAGAAUGGAAGAAUAUUCCAACGAAUUGGAAAAACAAGUCGAUGAAAGAAAGAAAGACUACAUGGAAGAGAAGGCGAAAUGUGAAGACUUACUUUAUCAACUUCUGCCUAAAUCAGUGACAGAGAAGCUGGUGGCACGACAGCCAGUCUUGGCAGAGCAUUUCAGCGCUGUGACCAUUUACUUCAGCGACAUAGUUGGUUUCACAUCACUUUCUUCAGAAUCAUCACCAAUGCAAAUCGUAGAAAUGCUCAACGCUCUCUACUUACUUUUCGAUACAAAGAUCAAGGCUUUCGACAUUUACAAGGUAGAAACUAUCGGCGACGCGUACAUGGCUGUGUCUGGUGCGCCUCAGCGAAAUGACAACAGGCAUGCCAGAGAAGUUGCAAGGAUGGCCCUCACACUGCUGGACGCAGUCAAGAAAUUCCAAAUACCUCACCGCCCCGAGAAGCAGCUGCAGCUGCGGAUAGGGGUGCACUCGGGCCCGUGUGUGGCCGGGGUGGUGGGACAAAAAAUGCCGCGCUAUUGUCUCUUCGGCGACACCGUCAACACCGCAUCCAGGAUGGAAAGUACCGGAAAGCGCGUCCACAAGACGCUCUUGCAACAGUUCAUCCGUGCCUGCGCAAUUGCUUCUAAUGACCGCAACGAUGCCAAUACAGUGCCAUUUGUUCCGUGA